GACGUUCAAGCAGCUCUAGACGACGCCUAUCUUGCGGCCACAGCGGAGGCUGAAGCUGCAGCAGCGCUGGCCAAAGCGACUGGCAUCGGUGUGGGCAUCUCGGAGAAAGUCACUCUUGGCGCAAGUUCGAGUUCUACUGCUGCUACUGGAAGUAGUUCAGCCGAGGGCAGUACUGUGGGCGGACCUGGAGAUCAGAGGAAUUCUCUACUCUUACUUGGAGACGCCUUCGAUCCUAUCUUAUCCACUGGCUCAUCCCUAACAAGAUCUCGCGCAAAUGGGACAACACGAGCAACCGCUCAACAACUCGCCAAUGAAGCCUGGGCUCGAGUUACCCCUUCCUGCCAGCCCGUUUAUGACGAAAUACUGGAUCCCAUCUUUGAUAUGUUAAAAAAGUAUGAAAACGAUUAUUGCUUGCAUCUAGGUCUUCAAGGCUCAAACCCACGUAGUGGUGUUCGGAUUUCUUGUGUCCAGAUCUUUGGAAUCAGGGAGUGGAAGUAA
Molecule: messenger RNA, 498 nt
Organism: Rodentolepis nana
Lineage: Eukaryota; Metazoa; Platyhelminthes; Cestoda; Cyclophyllidea; Hymenolepididae
Source: the annotation of a GenBank genome assembly